Leptidea sinapis is the source of this 8253-nucleotide messenger RNA. RefSeq names its product vesicular integral-membrane protein VIP36. Gene Ontology annotation, cellular component: endoplasmic reticulum membrane; endoplasmic reticulum-Golgi intermediate compartment; COPII-coated ER to Golgi transport vesicle. The record is from RefSeq and is a predicted model, not a curated record. The transcript is spliced from 6 exons. The coding region runs from base 93 to 1067 and encodes 324 amino acids. Gene Ontology annotation, biological process: Golgi organization; endoplasmic reticulum organization; endoplasmic reticulum to Golgi vesicle-mediated transport. NCBI's taxonomy places the organism in Eukaryota, Metazoa, Arthropoda, Insecta, Lepidoptera, Pieridae. Gene Ontology annotation, molecular function: D-mannose binding.
AGUCAUUGCUGGUUAGUGGUUACCUAUUUGUGCCCGGUUGUAAUUGAACCGCUUGUUAAAUUUGUUCUUUGAAACUUGUAGUUUAAUUCAAAAUGUUUAAGGAUAUUUGCAAGUUACUGCUUUUAUAUUUGUUUAUCACACCAGCUACAGCAGAAUGGAAUACACUGGAGUAUUCAAGACGAGAACAUUCUCUUACAAAACCUUACCAGGCAAGUGGAAUGGCAUUGCCUUAUUGGGACUUUUUGGGAAGUACAAUUGUAACGUCCAAUUAUGUCCGAUUAACGCCAGACUUGCAGUCUAAAUCUGGUGCGAUUUGGAACACACACCCAUGCCACACUCGAAACUGGGAUUUGCAAGUUCAAUUCAAAGUACAUGGAAAGGGGAAAGACUUGUUUGGAGAUGGCUUUGUGAUAUGGUAUGUCAAAGAGCGAAUGCAGUCGGGCCCAGUCUUUGGCAGUAAAGACUACUUCAAAGGUCUUGCGAUUGUUAUGGACACAUACAGCAACCACAACGGAGCACAUAAUCAUCAACACCCUUAUAUAUCAGCGAUGAUCAACAACGGGUCGCUGCACUACGACCACGAUAGAGACGGAACCCACACCCAGCUGGCUGGCUGCGAGGCUAAGUUCAGAAACUAUAACCACGACACAUACAUAUCUAUUGUGUACAAAGAUGACACACUUAUUGUAUCAACGGACUUGGAAGGCAAGAACGCGUGGAAGGAGUGCUUCAGAGUGGAGAACGUGCUGCUGCCGACUGGCUACUUCUUCGGAGCAUCAGCAACCACCGGAGACCUCAGCGACAACCACGAUAUCGUCGCCAUCAAGAUGUAUGAGCUCGACCUUCUGGAGACGCAAAAAAAGGACGAAGACAGAUCGCAAAUCGUUCCAUCUGCUCAGACAUUCGACGCGCCCCGAACGCGGAUUGAAGACACAAAACCAGCCAUGUCCGCAGUUAUGACAUUCUUGUGGAUGAUGUUCAUAGCACUCGUUCUCAUAGUCCUGGUUGUACUUGGCAUUAUGUGGUACCAGAAACGGCAGGAGAACUCCAGGAAACGGCUCUAUUAACACCCGUGGGAAUGGGGUGACCAAUUAUUGGUAAAGAAGGUGUUUCGUGGGCCAAUUUACUGUACAGUAUACUUAUAUCAAAAACUCGAUGCCCGCUACACCAUGAGGUAUCGGUGCGCGAAAUCUAUAAAUGAAAGACUCCAUUUCACAGGAUCUUUAGGAGCACGUAUUCGAUUCGCGACGAAAACUUCGUGUUUUUGAGUUCUUUUCCAGAGUUAUAUCGGAAUAAUGCGUAAUGUAAAUGUUGUAUAUUCCAACUUUGCUAAACAGAUCCGUAGUAAAGUUGAAAUUAUGAAUAAUAUACUAAUUAAAUUAAAAUUGUGAAUAAUAAUCUUAUAGUACAUUUUAUAAUGAAUGAAAUGGCUCCAUACAGUAAAAUUCAAUAGGUUUUUUUUUUAUGAAAAUAAGGGGCGAGACGAGCAUGACCUUCAGCUGAUGGUAAUUGAUACGCUCUGCCCGUUACAAUGUAGUGCCGCUCAGGAUUCUAGAAAAACCCCAAAAAUUCUAAGCGGCACUACAAUUGCGCCCGUCAUCUUGAGACAUAAGAUGUUAAGCCUCGUUUGACUAGUAAUUUCACUAGCUACGGCGCUAGAAUAAUGUUUGCAUAUUACUGCUUCACGGCAGAAAUAGGCAAAGGAGCCCCCCACUGGUAAAGGUAGCAAAAAGCAUCUAAGUAACAGAUUAUUUAAUAUUGCCAUUGUAAUUUUGUGUAAUAUUAAACUUUGAUGAGUUGUCAAUGUGGUUGUUUAUUGUUGGAUGUAUUUUAUUGAGUACAAAAUAUUAUAAAAUUAUGUAUGUCCUAUUUAGUAUACCUCGGUGUUCAAUACUACUCUCACUAAAUGUUUUAAGAAUCAUCACCCUUAUACUAUAGUUUCUCGAUUUAGACUUUUUAUGUGUUCUCUUAUUGCUGUAAAGGCCAAUCGCAGAUGACACACUGUUGUUGCUAUCGACUGCAUACUGCGGCACACAAAUUGUCUUUGGCAGAUAUUUCACAGACUCAACGCACACGACGUACAGUUUCGGUCAUUUUUGUCGGCAGAACUGUAGGGUUGUACACGCAAUGGAAGUACAGAGAUUGCGGUGUAUUAUUUCGUACUUGAGAUAUAAAAAAGAAGAAGAAAUAGAAAAUUUUGGGUUCAGCCUAUUCUUUUAGAACGAUUAUUAAAGGGACUGUUUCAUGUUAAACAUUCAGUUCUAAAACUAUAUCCAAAUAAAUUUGCACACUUCAUCCCACAAUUUUCUUUUUAAAUAUCCGUCAUGAUACUGUGCCAAAUAUGUAUUAUACAGUGCUAGUCUGUUUUCUAUUUCUUGAAUCAACAUUGACACGUCGAUACACAGAGUACCUACCUUUGUUUUGUAUAUAUUAGCAAUAGAGACCUAACUCAACUAUUAAAAUGGGAAAGACAAAAGUACCGCCAUCUGUUAUCGUGUCUUGAAACCUUUUAAAGGCAAUAGCUACACAUACCUAUACCUACUAGGUAUUUGUAAUUGUUACCUAUAUAACUAUUGUUAGUAUAAUAAUAAAACAAAAACAUAAUUUUUAAGUCAUUUAUUUUUCCUUUUAUAACAUUAAUUGUAAAAUAUUUUUCGCAUUUACUUGAAAUGUAUCCUCAUAAUUAUUAGACUCCUUGUUAUUUCACAACCAAUAACAAAUCACAUUGAUACAAAGAAUAACAAAAGAAUCACUGUGUAAUGAUUAUAUUAUGUAUGAGUGAACAAACUAACUUAACAGAUAUAGGUGUAAAGCACAUACAAUAAAACAUACAGUCGAAUCACAAAACAUAACAUACAACACAAGAACAGGCACUGGCGGCCAUUUGUCUAUAAUAAUCAUUGCGCCGUGCAAGUGACAUUUUAAUAUUUUGGAUUUUCUAUGACAGCAGCGACAUCUCUGUGCAGGUUUUGUACAUACAAUACAUAUUAUAAUCCUCUGAAAUUAAAAUGCUAAUAUUUGUCCUUACUUCUGCAAUAUUUUAGUACAUUUUCAUUUUUUAUAGUUAACAACUAAGAUUGCAUACCCUGCGUCGAUGUCUAGCGCCAUGAUACACGUCAAUCUCUAGCAAGUGCAGACUACAGAUUAAAGUGAGCGUCGUCUGCGUUAGCGCGGGUAGUCGCGAACGUUAUAUUUUUUGCCGCCCUUUUUGUACUGCGCGUUCUGUCAGAUCUACGAGGAUAUUUUGUGUGUAAGACUUUUUGUGCUUCGUUUGCGGUACUGCAUAUCUUAAUAUAUAUAAAUUACGUGACACGUUGUUUGUCCGUGAUGGACGCCUAAACUAAUGAACGGAUUUAAAUGGGAAUUAGUUCAUGGAGUGCAGUUUCGUCCAACUUGAGAGAUAGGAUUGUUUUUAUUUCGAUUUGCGACCCAUAUUUAUUUUUUUCCAAUAUUUGUUUUGUAUGGACAUAUUUUCUGCGAGAGAAUUUAUUGACGCACGGUUUGACAGUUCUGCUGUGAAACAAUUUCUUUAUAACAACAAGCACAUGUUACGAAAUAAUUCUUGAUUUUAUGAAAAAUUAUUGGCAAAUUCCUAUAAAACGGUAUUUUGUAUGAUCUACAAAACAACGUCUGUCGGGUCAGCUAGUAAUUCUAUAUGUUUUAUUAUCACAGGCUGAAAAGUGCGUCACGAAUAGUCUGUCGGCUGCGAUAAUAGGCCUUAAACAUGAGAAUUUAUGUUGUUUUGAAAGCUCUCAGAUCAUAUUACGUUAUGAGUAGGUAAUGCUUAUCAUUAGAUGGAUAAUCUGCUAGAAAAUUUGGGUAACUCUUAGAUAAUUUAUACGUCUAUAUAUAGAGCCUCUUGCUGCUAGACAACCGAAGAAAACAGGCCAGGCUUAUUACUUUAGUGUGCGUAACAAGCUACGUUUUACACUAGCGAUUUUUAUUUCACUUUCUGUUAGUAUGUGUGCAUUGCUCAAAAUACAGGUGAACUGUCAACAUCAAUUGGAUGUAUUUCCAGAAAAACGUUCCAAACCACAAUCAUGUCGAAAUUGAAUUAAGAACACAAAACUGAUCACGUGAUUCAUAUUAACGGACUGAAAAAAAAUGGCAGCCCUACUGUCACUCUUUAAAUAACAUCAUGACUUAGUAGCCCAACCCACAUGUAUGGAAUACACUAAUAUUUAUUAAACUUUAAACACGAAUUCCUUAAAAUGUGAUAUUUGUGGCUUGGAACCAUUUUCAGGAACUACGUCCAAUUUUUUUUCGACGUUUUCAAAGCUGUCACAGUAUCUAGACGUAUAGUUAAUGAUCUAAGGUAAAACUAUAUCUAGGGAUCUGCAUAUAACAAACAAAAGAGAAAAAGUGUUAGUGGUGAGGCGAGAUUAUGUCUUUAUUUAAAUUGCAAUAAUUGCAAAACAUACAAUUUAAGUAAAUAAUUAGUUUUUCUGUCUAACUAUAUGCUGUACAAUAUUAAGUUGGCCCAAAAAGAAUCUGUUGUUGUGGUGAACGGUCUUUAGUUUCUAAACGAGUCAUUAAGUAUAGGACCAAGCAAUUAUAAAGUAUUUUUUAUAUUUCGUAAUGACGUAUUAUCUGUAGACUAUUUACACGUACGUUCUAGCACUUUGAACCGCCCGUUCAGUCACUUAAAUUCAAAUUGAAAUAUUUUUAUUCAAAAUAGGAUUUAAAAUCACUUAUUGAACGUCAAAAACUACCACCCAUUCAAAAGAGACUGCCUCAGACCUGAGAAGAAUGGGCGCUAGAAACUCAGCGGGCUUUUUUUUUAAUAUAAAAUAUGGAUUACAAUGUGAUAUCGUACAAUAAACAUUUAUAAUUAAAGAGCCUGAGGGUGUUCGCUUUAAUCCCAGUCCGUGGUGUCAUUAAGAAAAUCGCUAAUGCUAUAGUAACCUUUCCCACACAAACGUUUUUUAACAAUUCUUUUAAAUUUCGUAACACAUUUGUUUUGUACAUUUUCUGGGAUCAUAUUGUAGAAGCAUAUACAUCGCCCAACAAAAGACUUACUAACUCGAACUAACCGAGUAGUAGGCACAACAAGUUUAUGUUUGUUCCUCGUGUUAACAUUAUAAAUGUCUUCGUUUCGAAAAACGGCAUUACAUUUCUAACAAUAUGCAAAAGUAUGUAUAUGAAAUUUGGUACUUUGAAAGUGAACUUUCGUGGGACCUUCUUAUCCCCUAAGGGAUGAAACUUUCGGAAACAUUUUCUUCCACGUCUACAAUUUUAGAAAAAAAAACUUUAUUUCACCAAUUAAAUAGGCUCAAACGAGAACUAAUUUUUUUUUUUUUUAAUUUAAUGAUUAUUUUCCAAAAUUAUUGUGCCGUGACGUCAUUUGUAUUUCAAUUAAAAUGGCCGAUGUCGAAUUUCAAAAUUUUAUUUUAUUGAAUAAUACCUUAUUAAUCUUAAAAUAUAUCUAUCAAAACUGGGCCAUUUUUGAGAACCCUUUUUAAUUUUCAUGAAAUACUUUAAUUAUCCUUUGAAUUUUUACUACUGUCUCAUGCCCAUUUCAACUAUUCCUAACAACGCAGGAUAUUUUUGUGUUCCGUACUGUUAACUUGCAAAACGACAGAAAUGCGUGCUUGUAGCGGGCCAGUCACCGUGGUUAACUAGUUUAUGAUCACGUUUAGUUACCUUAGUGUCGUGUUUUAGAACGUUCUUGGGUAACGAGUCUACCUUAAUAAUACGUCAUUGAAUUUUUCGACUGUAAAACGUUAUAUUAAAUAUAAUUAUAGACACUCUGUUGAUCAUUUUAUGACGCCCAACCAAUGACUUUCUAUACCCAUAUAAGGACACAUCAUUCGCAGUCUGAAAGCGGAACGUAAAAGUGUGCUUAAAGACAAUGUAACUAUUAAAGACUAUGUAACACUUUUCUCCUUAGUCGUGUGUCAACUGUCACUGUCCGAAUCGGGUUCUAAAUUCAACAUAUACCUGAACUGAAUAAUUAAUUACAAUGUUGAUUAUUGACUAAUAGUUAUUUAUGCAACUGUAGUGUAAUAAGGAGUAUUAAUACACGAAUGUUGGUUUAUCACAUGAGGCGAAUGUGAUAAUAGUAUCACAUGAGUGUUUUAAUACCUAAUUAUCAACAGUUGCAUAUAAGACUUAAUAUGCACCCAUAAUAUGAAUCCUCUAUAAAAUAUGCUGAAACAGUUAGCUUACUGCUAACAGUAAAAGAGCCAGUCCUAGUAACCAUAAUAUCAUCCAAAGGAGUGUUAUUUUGAAUACGGAUAAUAUAAUGUUGUACUGAAUUUCAUUUUAACACUCGUUUGGAUGAUGUUAUGGCUAUUUUCCUAUUAUCGUACGCAAAGUUCAAUUUUGCGCAUGCAUUUGCGUUCGCAAAGUACCACUUUCCCACAGAGACCCUAACUUUAUCAACACUCUCCAUGGAUCUAAAAGAUUAUCUUACUAAGUGACUGUUACCGUUUAAUAAGUAUGUAAGUUUGUAUUUGUACAGGAUGUUAUCGAAAUGAUUAAAGCUUUUAUAACCACUUUUACGAUACUUGGGAAUAACUAGUACAGUAGGUAUAUUCUAAAACACAAUCAAUUUUCACAAUAGGAUAGGCUCAGUUUUGGUACAGUUUUGAUCUUGAUAAUAACAUCCUGUAUAGUAUUAUUACAGGGUAUUUGACUAUAUUAAAAAUGGACCCAGUUGUUCCAUUUGCGUUCGCAAAGUACUACUUUCCCGCACGUUGACAAGAGCGUGCGGGAAUGUAUAAGAGUAUACCUUACGCCUUCUCUCGCCUUGCCACUCGCGGGAACCACCUACUUUGCGCAGUCGUAUCGUUGCAUAGCGCUAUCGUAAUGUACUAUAGGACAUUGAGUGUUUCAAUGUUGGCAAUGAGCUGUUUAAGAAUCUUUAAUAGAGGAUUUAAAACAUGGGUGUAGAUAAAAAUAUUUUAUAUACUUGGAGUAAAUGCGGCAAUGUAUUUGAUAUAGCGGUCGAAGUUUAUUACGGUGUAAUUUGUAGUAUGCACCAUACUUCGGCUUUGUUUUAAUACGAAGUGAUUUUUCUAUAUGUAUAGAAUGUCAUUGCACCGAAUGCUCGAAGUCAAUGUAAAUUUAGUUCCACGUAUUGGUCUCUGUUCUGGGCGUUGGUCUAAUAGCCAUCACCCAUUAUAGGCUCUCGUGAGUGACGUAAAUCUUUGGUGAUAAUUAUUUUCUCAAUAAUAUUAUUCUCCUUUUCAUAGUGUUUGUAUUAUUUAUUAUAAAAAGUAGGGAAUGUAGCUUGAGCCAUCACAUUACAUUAAGAUGUAUAUAAGUGUAAGAAAAGUAUAUUUCACUAGCUUUGGGGUAUUUUGAAACAGUGUUAUUGUAAAUCGGAGCAAUUGAAAACAUGACAUCUACAGGAUCUAUUUUACAGUUGAUAACAUGCUCAAACCGAAUUAAUCUCAGAAACGAGAAAUAAAUUUAAUUAAAAUAACAAAUUGCUUAGAGAAACUUAGUUCCGUCAUAACAAAAUAAUGCUAAUACCUGGGAAUGUGAAACUUGUCUGAGAUUACCCCUGUUUACAAUUGACCCUAACUUUAUCAACACUCCAUGGAUCUAAAAGAUUAUUUUACUAAUUGACUGUUACCGUUUAAUAAGUAUGUAAGUUUUUAGUUGUACAGGAUGUUAUCGAAAUGAUUAAAACUUUUAUAACAAAUUUUACGUUACUUGGGAAAAACUAGUACUAGGUAUACUCUAAAACACAAUUUUCACAAUAGGAUAGGCUCAGUUUUGGUACAGUUUUGAUCUUGAUAAUAACAUCCUGUAUAAUAUUAUUAUAGGGUAUUUGACUAUGUUAAAAUGGACCCAGUUGUUCCAAAAUGUAUCUAAUAACUCAAAAAAAAAAUUCAGUAAAAAAAAUGUCACUAAGUUAGCAGACUAUUAUGAAUAAGGGGGUAUAUGUAUAGAACUUCAUUGCUAAAAAUAGCACUUUAUUUGCUUUUCACUAUCAAGUUUCUCUAGAAUAUAAAUAGAGGUAUAAUUUACUUGUUACACCAUUUGUAGGCUUUUUUUGCAAACAUUUUUAAAGGCCAUUUUAUUUAUUAGAAUUAAAAGGUAAUUUAUAAUCAAAACGCUUAAAAUAUUCACGCAAUAAGUAUGGCACAUAACAUGAUUUGAAGAACAUGAAAAAAAAACCUAGUAAAAUACCCUAUUUGUAAUUAUUAUGAUAUUAAUAAUUUAAUUUAAUUUGAAACGGGCGAUGUCAUAUCAAUGAUUUGUUUAAGUAUUAAUGUAUGUUUAAUAAAGUUUUUAAUUUGU